ACACCAAUAUCAUCUAGGAACCAUACCCAUCAGGAUUUAAAAUGCCCCAAUUCAAGACAUAUGAUGAGACCAAGGAUCUUGAUGAUCACUUGCAUGUAUUCUAUUCCAUUAUGCAAGCUCAAAAUGCCUCAGAUGCUUUGAUGUACAAGAUGUUUCCCUUUACAUUGCGUGGCAAUGCUCGAACUUGGUACUAUAAUCUGUGGCCGAACUCAAUUAGUUCAUAUGUCGAGCUGGUAACAUCUUUCGCCACUAAAUUCUUAAGUCAAAGGUUGAUAAAAAAGAUAACACUCGAGCUCAUUCGGGUAAUCCAAAGGGAAGGUGAGUCCCUGAAGAACUACAUGAACAUGUUCAAUGAUGCCGUGUUAGAAAUCAACUCAUUUGACCAAUUUGUAGGAAUAGCUUCCAUAAUCCAAGGUCUUAGUGAUGAGCUAAUUCCACUCUAGCAAGUGUACUAGUUCGUUCAAGUAAUAUAAUGAUGAAAAUAGAGUAUCGUCCCACAGAGACCGUAGACUAAUUAAGUACCAAAAUUAAUGAACUCUAAUUUUAUUUGAACAAUUGAAAUUAAAUGAUUUGAAUAAAGUAAAUAACUAAACUAAUUAAAGAAAAACUAAAUUAACUUUGAGUAACACCAAGAAUUAAAAGUCUAAGGCAUCCGACUUCACCAUCAUCAACUAAUAUAGAAUUUUAGAUCAAUAUAGUUCCAAGGUAUUUAUUAUUCACGUGACAGCGGGAUUUCCUAAUUUAUUCGAUAUACUUUCUCAAGUUAUACCAAACCUAUCUUCACCUAUUAACCCACUAUAUCUCUAUGUGAAUUUAAAUAGAUAAAGACGCAUUAUGUUCUAUGAAAUUCCCUAGUUUACGUAGAAAAUUAAGUCCACUUAUCACUAAUGCUGCACAAAUCACGUUGGUCCAUCUCUGGCUUUCGUUCAAUUCAUGGUAUAUAUUACUAAAAGCUAUUGCAUAAAAUCUCCUCUCGGUCUCAAUUAUGCUCUUAAAAUCAAUUUUAAUGGUGGCCAAUCAUCAAAAAGCAUUAAGAACAAUAAUAUAUACUCAACAUGAAAUAAUAACCCUUGAAAAUAUAAAAAUCAUGAAAUUCUAUAUUAAAUUGAUCAGGCUACAUCGUAGCCUUAGAUGGAAAAAUUAGUUCAUAUUAAACAUGGUAAAAUCUGAGAUUAAAUUGAUGAACCACAAUUCCAUAUCCAAACAAAGGAAAAAUAAGUCUAGAAGAGCAAAAACCCAAUUUGUAGAACUCAGAUCUGUAGCCUGAAGUGUCCCCAGCGGCUGCCCUUGCGUCUACCGUCACUCACACAGAAUCUGCGCAAGCUUCUACCUCAAACUCACCUCAAAGCUCUCUGCCGGCUGCCUCCCUGGUUUC
Molecule: messenger RNA, 1375 nt
Organism: Rubroshorea leprosula
Lineage: Eukaryota; Viridiplantae; Streptophyta; Magnoliopsida; Malvales; Dipterocarpaceae
Source: the annotation of a GenBank genome assembly